UUCAGCCCUCUAAACACUCCCCAGAGGGGACAGUGGGGGGGAAAAAGCAGUAUUGAGCUUCUGAAAUAAGAGCCCUCCCUGUAACACAGCUGCGCCUUCACAAAAGUGGACAUUUUGUGCCAGCCCACCCCCUUGCAUCCAGAUCUUUCAGACACGAAUAAAACUUCACAGGAUAGUGCGAGCGGCCAUAGCCUCCACAGACAUGGGGCUUCUGCUGAGAGAUGAUGUUUUUGUUGACUUUUUCAACACGUUUCUGAAUCUUCCCGUUUUUGGCCAGACACCCAUUUACAUCAGUGGCACGGGCCAGUGGGACCUCUGGCCAGGGCUGUCGAGCCACCUGGAUCCCAGCCCCACGGCUUUACUGGCUUGGUUGGAAAAGCAUCGGCUGCCUCACUUCUGCAAAUCCAGCCUGUGCCUCCACCUCGUCCUCUGCCAGAAGCUCCUGGGUUUCAUUCGGUCGGGGGAAGCAGCAGAACUCCUGAACUGGCAAAGCGCUGACCAGUGGCUGCUGGAGAAGUGCAUCAGCGGGAGCCAGGGCAUGCGGCACUUCCGAGCCUUUGUCCAAGGAACAGCAGGGGAAGAAUUGACCGACUUCUGGCUCACCACUGAAAGGCUCCUGGGUCUGGAUGAGUCAGAUACGAGUCAGAGGGACCUCUACCUGUCCUUGAUCCACAGGCUGAAAGCCUCUCACCUGCGUGAAGGCUCCAGUGUCAUCACCCUCUGCACGACCAUCGCUGGAUCACUGCCGAAAGCCAAGCACGUCCAGUCCAUCAGCAAUAGAAGAGACAUCCUAAGAAAGAUGCAGGAACAGGUCCUCUUUACGAUUCAGAGUUACUGGCUCCCUAAAUUCUUCACCCACUGCAAAAUGGGAAUAGAGGAAGAGGAAUCAUGCCAGCCUUUGCUGCAGGAAUAUCAGGAGCGUUUAUUACAGGCUGACUGGCAGGAGCCCUCAGGCUUUUUGGAGACCCCCCCCAAGAUGCAUAUCAAAAGGAGACAGGGCUUGUCAGGGCCCUACUGCGGCCAGAAGGCCAAAACAAAGAUCUGGGCUCUGGUCAAGGAGAGAAGAGGCACCCAAGAAAUGAAGAUACCCCGUUUUCGGGUGAAACCAGAAAGGCAGCCAGGGUCAGCUAGGAGCACAAGGGAACUGCAUCUGGAUAAGGAUGCUUUGGGAUCAAUUCCUCAGCAGUCAGAGCAUCCUGCAAAUGCUGCCUUUAAUGGCAAAGGGGGAGUAACUCCUCCCGGAAGACCUAGUGCAGAGCAGAUCAGUCAUCUGGAAGACUUCUGUGAGGAAAAAGUCCUCUCUAACCUGCCUUCCUCUGCACCUCUUGUCCAGCUGCCACCCCUGAAAGGGUCGGCCAAGACCUUGAAUUUCCUUCCCUGGGCCCUUAGUGCUGACACUUGUGCAGGACAACCCUUCAGAGACUUCUUGAAGCACCAGGACCGGCCCAUGGAGACUCAUCUCCUGGACCUGUGGCAUGACCUGGAGGAAUUUCUGCCCGUGGUGCUGGACUCCAGCAGAGAAAACAACUUCUUCCUCCGUCAUUUGACCGGGGAUAAGAUAUGCAAGUCCUACCUGGAAGAGGACAACAUUGAGAAGCUUCCCUUGGAGACCAGGACUCUCACGAAUUUGUGGAACCAUCUGAUAUUUGGAGAAUUCUCCCCCUGGAUAUUCAGAGCCCAGAAGGAGAUUUGCAAGGUGCUCUGCUGCUUCUAUGAGGAAUUUCUGGCUGCUGAUGAUAGGACGUUCCUCCAGUUUAUGUCUCCAGGUGGUGAUGUCCCAGUGCCCGAGAUGCAAGGCCACACUACUGACAGGAGUGAAUGUUUCCUCCUGUCCCAGAGGAUAAACCAGACCUUGAAGCUGUGCCAGGCCUUGCAUGGCACAAGGAACUUGGAAGGUGUCUCCUCCGAGUACUGGCAAUUACUUGCUUCUCGAGACCUCCGGAAAGGGGGCUCCACCCAGGCAGAGAUGGAACUUCUCCUGUGCAGCCCUGACUUCCAGAAGAUGAUGUCGGAGGAGCUGGCUGUGGAUAGCCCAAGCAAGGAUGAUGAGCUUGUGCGUCUCCUAAGUGCAUUACUUGCUGCUGGACCCGAGGGGAGUGUUGGAGCGAUGAAGCUCCCCACUGCUGCAGUAAAGAAGCGAGCUAAAAGACACAGGGUUAAGCAGCAGCAACAGGAAAGGCAGCAGGAGGAGCAGGAGGAGGAGCAGCUGCAGGAGCUGCUUGCCUUGAACAAAAAGCCGAAGUCCAGGCGUCGUGUGCAGAGAACCACCGCUGUCCGGCACGAGGCACGGAACAUCAAGACACAGAAACUCAAAGGAGAGAAACUCAAGACAGAGAACCUCGAUACAGAGAACCUUGAGGCAGAAGACCUCGAGGCAGAGAACCUCGAGGAAGAGAGGAUGCAGUGGGCCUGGGAUGCCAUUCGUGAACUCGUCAGGAGCUUCUGCAAGUUCCAGAGGGAGAUGGAAAAUGACGAACGCCGUGCGGAGUUUGAGAACUUUCUCUGUUGGGAACGAAGAAACCAGAGGGAAAACUUGCCUGUGAGCUCAAAGCAGAGCAAGAGGCCCGUGAGUACUUCCCGCAAGGGCAAAGCCCGCCUGGAAAACGCGGUGCUGGUGAAACGCUGCAUAUUUGACAAAGAGGUCAUUGUCGUCAACUUCCUCGUGGAUGACCUCCACUUUUACCUGGAGAUGGACAAGUUUUCUCGAAUGGCUGAUGCAGUGGAAGCUCUGGCAGCCUGCAACAUAGUGUCAGAAAGGAAAAUUGCUUUUCUUAAAAAGAAAGUUGCUGUCAUCAACAAUCUCUUCCUAGACUCCGAUAUGCCCCCGAAGCUGCGGGUGAACAUCUCUGAAAAAGAGAGAGAAUUGAUCUGGCGUUUAUCUUCCAAGGGGCCACUGACCCGUGCCAUCUACCACAAGGCCAAGGCCACCAUUGUCCCCAUCCUGAUGUACUUCUGGAAAAGGUUCUGCAUCUGGAAAGUGAUGAGGAGCUUUCGGGUCUAUGAGCAGGACAGGAGCUUUCAGGCCUCUAAGAAGGACAUGGUGCCAGUCUCUAAGAAGGACAUGGUGCCAGUCUCUAAGAAGGACAGGGGACCAGUCUCUAAGAAGGACAGGGGACCAGUCUCUAAGAAGGACAGGGGACCAGUCUCUAAGAAGGACAGGGGACCAGUCUCUAAGAAGGACAGGGGACCAGUCUCUAAGAAGGACAGGGGACCAGUCUCUAAGAAGGACAUGGUGCCAGUCUCUGAGAAGGACAGGGGACUGGUCUCUAAGAAGGACAUGGUACCAGUCUCUGAGAAGGACAGAGUGCCAGUCUCUGAGAAGGACAGAGUGCCAGUCUCUGAGAAGGACAAGGUGCCAGUCUCUGAGAAGGACAAGGUGCCAGUCUCUUCGCUUCCUACGAAAACCUCCUCCAAAUUAUCCAAGAUCCGCACUCCCCGUCAGCCAAGGCCCAUUCCCAUUGCUCCAGGUUUUGCUCCAGGGAAAAGCCCUGUCCUUGUCUUCUCGCUCUCAGAAGGCCUCCAGAUGCUGAUGCCAGAGCCCCAGAAGAAAACUGAGCCUUUGGAGGAGCAAGAAGAUGCAGAUAAAAAUCUUGAGAAGAGGCCCUCCCUCAGCAAGUGAGCGGGUACCAAGGAAAGGACAGCCCUCCCUAGAACAACAGCCCUCCCAAAACACCACCCACAGGGAGUGGUACAGGGCUGUGAUCCAAGGAAGCUGAGCAGCCUGGCCACACUGAAUAGUUUGCACUUAAUCAGCAGGAAGACCUAAAAAUAAAGCAACUUCAGCUUACCUGGUAACAUAGCACAGCAACCUGAACCUCUCAACCGUGACAGGGAUAUGCCACAACAUGUGCUUCUAGCCAAGGAGACACCCUCAUCCACACAAAUCUCCUUCCUCACAUGUAUCUGUAAAAUGUAUCUCAGCUCCUCCCCUCUCUCCACCUUCCACACAAAUCAAAUACUUCCUGUGGUGGCAAGGCUGAGAGAGUCCACCUGGUUCACUACCCAGCUGUCCCUGGGUGAUG
Chiroxiphia lanceolata (lance-tailed manakin) is the source of this 4022-nucleotide messenger RNA. It is a transcript of the gene RGSL1, whose product is annotated as regulator of G protein signaling like 1. The transcript is spliced from 20 exons. NCBI's taxonomy places the organism in Eukaryota, Metazoa, Chordata, Aves, Passeriformes, Pipridae. Bases 203 to 3619 code for a protein of 1138 amino acids. The record is from RefSeq and is a predicted model, not a curated record.